Messenger RNA from Cinclus cinclus, 3117 nucleotides. It is a transcript of the gene COG5, whose product is annotated as component of oligomeric golgi complex 5. Gene Ontology annotation, biological process: intra-Golgi vesicle-mediated transport. Bases 1 to 2451 code for a protein of 816 amino acids. Lineage: Eukaryota; Metazoa; Chordata; Aves; Passeriformes; Cinclidae. The transcript has 22 exons. The record is from RefSeq and is a predicted model, not a curated record. Gene Ontology annotation, cellular component: COG complex.
AUGGAGGAGGCGGGGGCCGCCCCCGCCCCGGCGCUCGCCGAGCUGCGGGCGGACGAAUGUUAUGCUGAUUUCUUCAGAGAAGACUUUGAUGUGAAAGCUUACACUUCUCAGUCCAUCCAUCAGGCUGUGAUAGCAGAGCAAUUGGCUAAACUUGCUCAAGGUAUUAGUCAGUUGGAUAAAGAGCUGCAUUUACAAGUUGUUGCAAGACAUGAAGAUCUGUUGGCCCAAGCAACUGGAAUUGAGUCCCUGGAAGGUGUCCUCCAAAUGAUGCAGACUAGAAUUGGUGCUCUACAAAGCACUGUUGAUAGAAUUAGAGCCAAAAUUGUUGACCCCUACAACAAAAUAGUGUCUCGCACAGCUCAGCUAGCGAAACUUCAAGCUGCCUGUGACUUGCUGCGGAGGAUAAUACGCAUCUUGUAUCUCAGUAAGAGACUUCAAGGACAACUGCAAGGAGGAAGCAGAGAGAUAACAAAAGCUGCCCAGAGUCUCAAUGAACUUGAUUAUCUUUCUCAAGGGAUAGACCUGUCUGGAAUAGAAGUAAUUGAAAAUGACCUGCUUUUUAUUGCAAGAGCUCGUCUUGAGGUGGAAAACCAAGCUAAAAGGUUGCUUGAGCAAGGUGUGGAGACUCAGAAUCCUACUCAAGUGGGAACUGCUCUUCAGGUUUUCCAUAAUCUUGGGACUUUGAAGGAUACCAUUGCUAAUGUGGUGGAAGGAUACUGCACAGCACUGGAAGAGAACAUAAAGAAUGCUCUGGAUAUCAAAGUGUUGACCCAAUCAUCUCAAACAGUCACAAGAGGUGGCCCUGGUAGAGCUGCUAUGCCAACACCUGGGAACACAGCAGCUUUUCGAGCAGCCCUCUGGACAAACAUGGAGAAACUCAUGGAUCAGAUCUGUGCUGCUUGUGGACAGGUGCAGCAUUUGCAGAAAGUAUUGGCAAAAAAAAGAGAUCCUGUGUCACAUGUCUGCUUCAUAGAGGAGAUAGUUAAGGAUGGCCAGUUUGAUAUUUUGUACAAAUUUUGGACCGCAGUAACCCAGACACUUUCCUCUCAGUUUCAGUCAGCAACAGACUCCUCUAUGUUUUUGAAACAAGCAUUUGAAGGAGAAUACCCUAAAUUACUGAGACUUUAUAAUGAUUUGUGGAAGCGCCUCCAACAAUAUAGUCAAAAUAUUCAGAGGAAUUUUAGCACAAGUGGAACUACUGAUCUUUUUGCUGAACUGCAACAAAUGGAAGAAGAUGCACAGGACAUAUUCAUGCAAAAAAAUGAAGAUUACGAUCCAGAAAAGGCCUUGAAAGAUUCACUGCAACAGUAUGAAGCUGCCUAUCUGUCAAAAUCCUUAUCUCGACUGUUUGACCCCAUCAAUCUUGUCUUUCCUCCUGGAGGUCGGAAUCCUCCCUCUUCUGAUGAGCUUGAUAGCAUCAUUAAAACGAUAGCCAGUGAGCUAAAUGUGGCUGCUGUUGAUCCAGACUUGAGUUUAGCUGUGGCCAAAAACGUGGCAAAGACAAUUCAGCUUUACGGUGUAAAAUCAGAGCAGCUUCUGUCUACACAAGGAGAUGCCAGCCAGGUGAUUGGGCCACUGACAGAGGGCCAGAGGAGGAACGUGGCUGUGGUUAACUCUCUGUACAAACUGCACCAGGCAGUUCUGAAGGUUACUACCAGUCAGAGCUCAUUUCCAGCAGCUGCUGAGCAAACGGUCACAACUGCCUUAAAGGCAGUCCAUGAUCUAAUGGGUAGUGCUGUUCAGCCGCUACUGAACUCUGUUGGAGAUUCAGUGGAAGCUAUUAUCAUCACUAUGCACCAGGAAGAUUUUUCUGGAUCAUUAUCCAGCUCAGGAAAACCAGAUGUCCCUUGUUCUCUCUACAUGAAAGAGCUUCAGGGUUUUAUAGCAAGAGUCAUGAGCGACUACUUCAGACAUUUUGAGUGUUUUGACUUUGUCUUUGAUAACACUGAAGCCAUGGCUCAGAGAGCAAUUGAACUUUUCCUUCGCCAUGCCAGUCUCAUAAGGCCCCUCGGUGAAGGUGGGAAGAUGCGCCUGGCAGCGGAUUUUGCACAGAUGGAGUUAGCAGUAGCACCGCUGUGUCGGCGAGUCUCUGACUUAGGAAAAUCUUACAGACAGCUGAGGUCAUUCAGACCACUGCUGUUCCAGACCAGUGAGCAUAUUGCCAGUAGCCCAGCUCUGGGAGAGGUUAUUCCAUUCAGCAUUAUUCUUCAGUUCUUAUUUACAAGAGCACCACCAGAGCUAAAAUCACCCUUCCAGAGAGCUGAGUGGUCCAUUGCCCGCUACUCCCAGUGGCUCGAUGAUCAUCCAUCUGAAAAAGACAGGCUUGCUCUCAUACGUGGUGCACUGGAAGCUUAUGUUCAAUCAGUGAGAACAAGAGAGGGAAAGGAGUUUGCACCAGUCUAUCCCAUAAUGGUUCAGCUGCUGCAGAAAGCCAUGUCAGCCCUUCAGUGAGCACACCUGGACAAUGCUCUCACACCAGGGAAUGGACGGUAACACAGCUGGGGGCUCUGGUGCCACACACAUAUUCACUGUUCAUGUAAAUUAUCCCCAAGUGCAUCAGCUUUACAAUGAAAUGUUUACCUCCUUCAUGGCUGAAACUUCUGUCUUCUUGCUUUAUGUUCACAUUACAGGAGCUUAAUUAUACAGAAAUAUUGUAAGGAAAUUGUACAACUUUUAUGUGCUGUAAGUCUGCAUUUAAUUGAAACAUUCUUAAGCAUUCCUUUUGAAUUCAGAAAAGUAUAAAAUUAGAACUCAAAUAUUACAGUGUAAUUGCUGAAUAUCUCAAAUAAGGAAGCAGCUCUUUUCCUAUAAGUAGAGUUUUAAACAGUUGAAUACAUUUUAGCCAUAUUCAGAAAAUUGUACUUUUGAAAUGUCUGAAUCAUCAGUUUCCAUCUAAAAGUCACUAAUUUUAACACAAGGAAAAAUAUUUAUAACUAACCUAAAUGCUUCUCUAUUGCUCUGCUACUUGCUCAGAAAUAAUUUAUAUUGAUUUCAAGUCUUUUUGCUUAAACUGUAAUAAAGAGCAUUAACUAUCCAAUCCUGAAAAUAGUAUUUGAAAUUCUUCACUAGCUUCCUAAUGGUAAAGCAUUAAAAUAUACUUUGGAUGGGUUCAUGUAC